This is a messenger RNA of Cololabis saira (Pacific saury), 3285 nucleotides long. Its product is annotated as electrogenic aspartate/glutamate antiporter SLC25A13, mitochondrial. Bases 19 to 1941 code for a protein of 640 amino acids. The transcript is spliced from 16 exons. The record is from RefSeq and is a predicted model, not a curated record. Gene Ontology annotation, biological process: malate-aspartate shuttle; L-glutamate transmembrane transport; aspartate transmembrane transport. Gene Ontology annotation, molecular function: L-glutamate transmembrane transporter activity; calcium ion binding; L-aspartate transmembrane transporter activity. Lineage: Eukaryota; Metazoa; Chordata; Actinopteri; Beloniformes; Belonidae.
AAGAAUGAGGACUACUUCAUGUCCCCGCAGGACUUUGUGAACCGUUUCCUCCACUCUCACACGGACACACGGCUGUCCGAUGAGGCCACGAAGCUGCUGGCUGGAGUGGUGGACCAGAAGAAAGACGGUUUGAUCUCCUUUCAGGAGUUUGCAGCUUUCGAGUCGGUGCUGUGUGCCCCCGACUCCCUCUUCCUGGUCGCCUUCCUGCUGUUUGAUAAAGCAGGUGAUGGAGUGACCACUUUUGAGAACAUAAAGCAGGUCUUUAGCCAGACCACCACCCACCAGCGCAUCCCCUUCAACUGGGACAGUGAGUUCAUACAGCUGCACUUCGGUGCACAGAGGGACAAGCAGCUCCGCUACAGCGAGUUCACUCAGUUUCUUCAGGAGAUGCAGCUGGAACAUGCACGGCAGGCUUUCAUCCAGCGUGACCGAGCCCGCAGCGGCUCCAUCUCAGCGAUGGACUUCAGGGACAUCAUGGUCACUAUCCGGCCUCACAUGCUCACACCCUUCGUAGAAGAAUAUCUAGUGGCGGUUGCAGGGGGAAGCACAUCUCAUCGGGUCAGCUUCUCCUACUUCAGUGGCUUCAACUCGCUGCUCAACAACAUGGAGCUGAUUCGAAAGAUCUGCAGAACUCUGGCAGGGCCCCGCCAAGACGUGGAGGUCACCAAAGAGGAGUUCAUAGUGGCAGCUCAGAAGUUCGGACAGGUAACACCUAUGGAGGUCGACAUCCUCUUUCAGCUAGCUGACCUGUCAGAGCCUCGUGGCCGUGUUGGUUUAGUGGACGUUGAGAGGAUAGCCCCGUUGGAGGAAGGUUCCCUGCCCUACAACCUGGCUGAGGUCCAGAGACAGCAGCUGGGCAGUAGCAGCUCCCGCCCUGUUCUUGUCCAGGUGGCAGAGUCUAUUUACAGAUUCACUCUUGGCUCAGUCGCAGGGGCUGUGGGGGCCACAGCCGUGUACCCCAUUGAUCUGGUGAAGACGCGCAUGCAGAACCAGCGCAGCAGCGGCUCCGUGGUGGGAGAGCUCAUGUACAAGAACAGCCUGGACUGCUUUAAGAAGGUGGUGCAAUACGAGGGCUUCUUCGGCCUUUACCGAGGUCUGGUACCGCAGCUACUGGGUGUGGCGCCCGAGAAAGCCAUAAAGCUCACAGUGAACGACUUUGUGCGAGGAAAGACGCUCCAGAAAGACGGUACGGUGCCGCUGCGGGCUGAGAUCAUGGCUGGUGCAUGUGCAGGUGGAUCCCAGGUGAUCUUUACAAACCCUUUGGAAAUUGUAAAGAUCCGUCUACAGGUGGCCGGGGAGAUCACCACUGGACCGAGGGUCAGCGCGCUGUCCGUCAUUCGAGACCUGGGCUUCUUUGGACUUUACAAGGGCUCCAAGGCUUGUUUUCUGCGGGACAUUCCCUUCUCGGCUAUCUACUUCCCCUGCUACGCCCACAUCAAGGCCUACCUGGCUGAGGAGGAUGGCAGCAUCGGGCCGGCCAGGAUGCUGUUUGCUGCAGCCCUGGCAGGGAUGCCGGCGGCCUCUCUGGUCACCCCAGCCGACGUGAUCAAGACCAGGCUGCAGGUGGCGGCGCGGGCGGGCCAGACCACCUACAGCGGCCUGACCGACUGCUUCUGGAAGAUCCUUCGAGAGGAGGGACCCCGCGCUUUCUGGAAAGGAGCCGAAGCUCGAGUGUUCCGGUCCUCUCCUCAAUUCGGAGUGACCCUCGUCACCUAUGAACUCCUGCAGCGCUGGUUCUACGUCGACUUCGGAGGACAAAAGCCGGCUGGCUCCGAGCCCACCCCCAAGUCUCGGAUCAGCCUGCCGGCGCCCAAUCCCGACCACAUCGGAGGCUUCAGGUUGGCUUUGGCCACAUUCGCUGGCAUCGAGAGCAAGUUUGGACUCCAUCUCCCACGCUACACAGUGGUGACGGCAGCCCCCUCCAACACGAGCGCGCCGUGACCCGCCGCGGUGGGAGGGAAUAUAAAAGAGAGGGCUGGAGCAGUCUCCAACACAUAAGCACUGACAGGCACCAUCUAGCACAUGGUAUUACUAUGAAUGUAUUCAAUGCUUGUAUCUAUCAAUCCUGUGCGUAUGUGUGUGUGCGGGCAGAUUAGUUUCAGAGGCUACUGAAAGAUCUUAUAGGCUGCAGUUUGUUUUGUAUUUAAUUGUGUAUAGUUGUAUUUUAUUUUCCAAAAAGUCUCCAACUAGUUUAGAAUCUGGGAACAAGUUUGUAGAAAUCUACCUAAAAACACUUCGAACCAUCCGCUCCUUCUUCCAGUUUCAGCUUUUUCCAGCGUCUUCCUUUUUGUUGCACGCUAUUUCCUGGAUCCGACAGCGACUUGAUGAAAGUGUAUUUAUAGAUAUUUUCAUAUCUGUGUGGCUCAUGUAGGACCCGAGGUGCUCUUUGUAACUCGUGCAAAUCCAAAGUAUCCACAAGAAUACAACCAAAAAGUACUUGAAUGUAAAGCCGUAGUAGAGCACUCGGACUGUACGUAACAUUUACCGUUGUGAGCCGUUUGGUUUUGGGUCUAAAUGUGUGCAGAUGUGUACAUUUGUGAGAGAGACAGCUGGCUCCAGCUCCAGCUCUGUGGUUAAAGCUUACACAGCGCGGAGGAUGGAGGGGUUACAUAUGGUGUGUAAUAUCUGUGCCUUACUGGACGUAUGGCAGCAACAUGUGUUCUGAGAGUAAAGAGAAACUUAUAUUAGUAAACGAGCCGUAUGCUUUUAUUUCCACCAUUAUGACCUGGUUGGACACUAGAAAGAAGACGCAAGACACUAAUGAGUUGGCUACGGUUUAAUAGCAAACAGGAGGCUUCACAGCAAUCACUCUGAGUUACAAUACACCCCUCGUUAAUAGUUCGAGUCUAUUAUAGAAUAAACAGUUCAAGCUUUGGCCCAGUAGAGAAAAGCACACUUGAUUCAGUGUCUGACACCGAAACACGAAGCAGUAGCGGCGCUGCCCCCGUGUGAGUGACGCCACCGCGUUCCUGCACCUGGAAUAUCACUAGGAAUGUGUUGCAUGCAGGCUUUAAUACGGAGAAAAGAAGCACAACAUGAAGGCGACUCUCUGUAAACAACACACGGCUAGUCUAUGACCCUGCUUUACUGUUACCGUAGUGCAAAGCAUAGUUACACACGAUUAUAAGGCGAUACGACUGCCACUCCUGAUACACCGCAGGCUCACGGAUUGCAAGCAACACACACAACCUGAAGUCAUUAAAUGAAUAAAUAAAAGCGGACAAAUCAAUAGAAGUCAGUGGUGUACUUAUUUCCUGACUCUUACAAAAACUGCAAAUGAAAAAA